Molecule: messenger RNA, 444 nt
Organism: Amoebophrya sp. A120
Lineage: Eukaryota; Dinophyceae; Syndiniales; Amoebophryaceae
Source: the annotation of a GenBank genome assembly
AUGCAGGCGAUCGACGACAUUCGGGAUUGUUUGUUCAAAGUGGUACGUGCAGAAGAAGAAGUGCGUUGUAGUUUAUUUUUCAAUUGAUUGCAAAAGAUCAUCGACGAAGCCGAAGGCUAGUUCCGCCUGAGCAGUCUGUGUGCACUCCUAAGUACGCCGCCUUACACCGAAACUAAUCGAUUCCGAUUGCAGUUUAUCAUCUACGGGCAAAAGUUAAAGUAUAAACGUGUGAAAAGCUUUUCUCAGGUUUGCAAGCUCGACUACACGGCCCAGCGCGAGCUUGCGAAGUUACAAAAUGAACGGAAGAUGGAGGGUGACCCGCUGCGGUCCGCGAGUCGGUUCAGUGCGAAGGAGAAAAAUCUGGACGCGGACAUCCGGCGGGCGCAGGGGAAGGUGGAGCUGGAAGCGCAGACGAACCGGGAGAAGGAGAGGUUUGUGCACCCG